AUGGAGGAGUAUAUAGAGGGGUAUAUGGAGGGGUAUAUGGAGGAGUAUAUGGAGGGGUACAUGGGGGGGUACAUGGAGGGGUAUAUGGAGGGCUAUAUGGAGGGGUUCCUGGAUGGGCACAUGGAAGGCUGUAUAAAAGGGUAUAUGGAGGAGUAUAUGGAGGGCUAUAUGGAGGGCUAUAUGGAGGAGUAUUUGGAGGGCUAUAUGGAGGGGUAUCUGGAGUGGUUUAUGGAGGUGUAUAUGGAGGGGUAUAUGGAGGGGUAUAUGGAGGGGUAUAUAGAGGGCUAUAUGGAGGGGUAUUUGGAGGUGUAUAUGGAGGGCUAUAUGGAGGAAUAUAUGGAGGGGUAUAUGGAGGUGUAUAUGGAGGGCUAUAUGGAGGGCUAUAUGGGGGGAUAUUUGCAGGGCUAUAUGGAGGGGUACAUGAAGGGCUAA
Molecule: messenger RNA, 432 nt
Organism: Oncorhynchus masou masou (cherry salmon)
Lineage: Eukaryota; Metazoa; Chordata; Actinopteri; Salmoniformes; Salmonidae
Product: keratin-associated protein 6-2-like
Exons: 1
Coding region: 1-432 (143 amino acids)
Source: RefSeq, a predicted model, not a curated record